This is a messenger RNA of Xenopus tropicalis (tropical clawed frog), 834 nucleotides long. Its product is annotated as traf2 and NCK-interacting protein kinase-like. Gene Ontology annotation, molecular function: ATP binding. NCBI's taxonomy places the organism in Eukaryota, Metazoa, Chordata, Amphibia, Anura, Pipidae. The transcript is spliced from 8 exons. The record is from RefSeq and is a predicted model, not a curated record. Bases 16 to 834 code for a protein of 272 amino acids.
AAGGUAGCCGUCAAGAUGGCCAACAUCACUCGGGAUGAGGAGUCAGUCUGCCGAGAGGUAAGCUUUCUCCUGAAGUUCAGCAGGCACAGGAACAUCGCCUCUUACUAUGGAGCUUAUUACCACCCUGCUCCAAACGAGGAGUCAUCGGAGUAUCUGGAGCUUGUCCUUGAGUACUGCAGCGGCGGCUCCCUGUACGACCUGAUCGACAGCACCGAAGGCCAAUCCCUGAAGGAGACCUGGAUUGGCUAUGUCUGCAGGGAGGUAUUGAAGACUCUCAACCACAUCCACCACCACCGGGCCGUUCACAGGGACAUCAAGAGCCCCAACGUGAUGCUCACCAAGAAGGGAAACAUCAAACUCAUCGAUUUCGGACUCUGCUGGGACCUGGACCCACAGACAGGAAAGUGCAACCAGGCUGAUGGGACUGCGCACUGGAUGGCGCCCGAGGCCUUUAGGAGGAGGGACAGGGAACCGGAAUUCGACACCAAAUGUGACAUCUGGUCCCUUGGAAUCACUGCCAUCGAAAUGGCCGAGGGAAAAACACCAUACGCCGAUCAGGAGCUAGUGUCGGACCUGAUCAUCAACAACGACUCUCCGAGGCUCAUAUCAAGGACCUGGUCUGAAACUUUUGUGUCCUUCUUGGAGUCUGCCUUGAGAAGGAUCCUUCCCGGAGAUGGAGUGCGGAAGAGCUGCUGCAGCACCCGUUCAUUACUGAACUGCCCCUGCGAAAAAGGAAUAGUGAGAAUCGAAAGGAACACUUUCGGGCUUUGCAGACCGCAAAGCCAAGGUGAGAGACACACAGAGUUGCAGUAUCAGCAUCGCACAGUGACAUGA